Messenger RNA from Mustela lutreola (European mink), 5522 nucleotides. RefSeq names its product ectodysplasin A receptor (gene EDAR). The transcript is spliced from 12 exons. Bases 314 to 1657 code for a protein of 447 amino acids. Lineage: Eukaryota; Metazoa; Chordata; Mammalia; Carnivora; Mustelidae. Gene Ontology annotation, cellular component: plasma membrane. Gene Ontology annotation, molecular function: signaling receptor activity. The record is from RefSeq and is a predicted model, not a curated record. Gene Ontology annotation, biological process: positive regulation of canonical NF-kappaB signal transduction; positive regulation of JNK cascade.
CAGUGAGGGAAAGCCCCUCUUCAGGGACCCAGUUCGCACACUCGCAGACGGGACGGAGCAGUCAAGGAAGAGUUCCCGGACAGCCCUUUGGAGUAGAAGGAAAGUGGGGCCAGCCAAAGAGCAGUGCCUCGCCUCAGGCAGCUCUGCGGUCCUCCUGCGACGCUUGGCCACCUGCUGCUCAGAGCGCUGCCUGACGGCCAUCUGGGAAACCUGGUGGCCCCGCACAGGUUCUGCCUGCCUUUCUCCACAGACCGUCUUCUGCUGGGAUUAGAAACUGACCCGCCAGCAGGUCCAGGCAAAGCAGUGGGAGCAGAUGGCCUACGUGGGAGGCUGCAAGCGUGUGCCGUGGCUCCCCAUGCUGGUGGUGUCACUGCUGUGCUCGGCCAAAGCAGAGUACUCCAACUGCGGCGAGAACGAGUACUACAACCAGACCACGGGGCUGUGCCAUGAGUGUCCGCAGUGUGGCCCAGGGGAGGAGCCCUACCUGUCCUGCGGCUACGGCACCAAAGAUGAGGACUAUGGCUGCGUCCCCUGCCCAGCAGAGAAGUUCUCCAAAGGAGGCUACCAAAUAUGCAGGCGCCACAAGGACUGUGAGGGAUUCUUCCGGGCCACCGUGCUGACGCCGGGGGACAUGGAGAAUGAUGCUGAGUGCGGGCCGUGUCUCCCUGGCUACUACAUGUUGGAAAACAGACCCAGGAACAUCUAUGGCAUGGUCUGCUACUCCUGCCUCUUGGCACCCCCCAACACCAAGGAAUGUGCAGGCGCCAGCCCUGGAGUCUCAGCCAACUUCCCCAGCACCUCCGGCAGCAGCACCCUGUCUCCUUUCCAGCAUGCCCACAAAGAGCUCUCAGGACAAGGACACCUGGCCACCGCCCUGAUUAUUGCCAUGUCCACCAUCUUCAUCAUGGCCAUAGCCAUUGUGCUCAUCAUCAUGUUCUACAUCAUGAAGACGAAGCCUUCUGCUCCAGCCUGCUGCACCAGCCACCCAGUGAAGAGCGUGGAAGCCCAAGUGAGCAAGGAAGAGGAGAAGAAAGAGGCCCAAGACAGUGUGGUGAUUUUCUCCGAGAAGGACGAAUUUGAGAAGCUGACGACAGCUCCAGUAAAGACUGCCAAGAGCGAGAACGACGCAUCAUCGGAGAAUGAGCAGCUGCUGAGCCGGAGCCUAGACAGUGACGAGGAGCCAGCCUCUGACAAGCAGGGCUCCCCAGAGCUGUGCCUCUUGUCGCUGGUCCACCUGGCCCGGGAGAAGUCGGCGGCCACCAAGUCAGCCGGGAUUCAAAGUCGAAGGAAAAAGAUAUUGGACGUGUACGCCAAUGUGUGUGGAGUCGUUGAAGGUCUCAGCCCCACAGAGCUGCCAUUUGACUGCCUUGAAAAGACAAGCCGAAUGCUCAGCUCCACGUACAACUCCGAGAAGGCCGUUGUGAAAACAUGGCGCCACCUGGCCGAGAGCUUUGGACUGAAGAGGGAUGAGAUUGGGGGCAUGACAGAUGGCAUGCAGCUCUUUGACCGCAUCAGCACAGCAGGCUACAGCAUCCCAGAGCUGCUCACAAAACUGGUGCAGAUCGAGCGGCUAGAUGCUGUGGAGUCCUUAUGUGCGGACAUACUCGAGUGGGCCGGGCUUGUACCCCCGGCCUCCCAACCACCCACGACAUCCUGAGGAGCCGGCCUGUGGGCUGUCCUCCCUGGGAGGCACCAAGGAUCCAAGAAGGGCUCUGGAGUUGUGAGUGCUGCCAAGAGACUGCUAAGAAUUGAGGCUUUUUCUGCUGUCACAGGCUUUGCCCUAGGCUGUUCCCAGGAACAAGAGGAAAUGAAGCCCAUCUUCUAAUCUAAUCAAAGAUAAAAUAUUAAAGCUGGGAUAUUCCCAGCUCCCCACCUGUACCUCACCUCACCAGGCAGGAUGAGUAUUUAUUCAUGAACUCAUUCAAGGGACAUUGCUGGGUGCUCAGAUGAACCAAACAAUGUGGGGAUGACAGAGGUGAAGAAUCUAUUCCUGUCUUUAAGGAGUUUACAACCUAGGGAGAGAUAGAAGAUGUGUUUACAAACCACCUUGCUAGAAGACAUCAAAGAGUCUGGGUGAGGGGACGCUAAGAAAACGUGAGAUAAGUUCUGAGGGAGGAGAUGACUCCCCAAGCAUGAUGAAGGAGGGCAGCCUCAUGAGGAAAGCAGCUUGAAAGACUGGUGACAUGUCUACAAAAGGCAGACACCCACUCCAUCUAGUGUGUCAGGUUCGGUACUUGUCUAUGGCUUCAUUGGGAUAACUUUGCCUGUUCUUGAGGCCAUCCGUAUUCCUACAGCCCUUCCAGUCACUGAUGGAAGAGUUCACUCUGUGGUCUGCCUUCUGUCACUGAUAUACAAGGUAUGUGUUUGCUCAGUCAGGUAGACCUGUGUCCAAUCUGUGGCCAGUUUCUACUGCAUGCAUCCCGGGCCUGGGACCGGGUGAUUUUGUAUUACACAUGAAUUGCUUUCCACUCUCAUCCUAGUCAGGUUUGACCCUUUGUGGGAAGCAAUGCUCAAGAACAUUAUCCAUGAUGUGUCAGCCUGUUUUAGCUUCAAACAGAAAGGAGUGGUCUGCUGUAUGUAUAAAGAGAAAUGGUGACUUUCUAAGAGUUCAGCCAAGCACAAUUGUAGAAUCUGAGCAUCCAAGACUUGUGGAUGAGACUUGAGGCAUGAAAGCUUCUGAACCAGUCAAGGAAAGUGGGGCCUCACAGCACAGGUACGGCCUGGGCUUGGAAUCAGGGACCUGGUUCUAGUUGUGUCAACUUGGACCAUUUUCUUCUCCCUCCCAGGCUUCAGUGUCUCUUCUGAUAAGGAGAGGUUAGCCUGUGGCUCUGCAAUCAGGGGAAUUAAGGUGCAGGUGGGCAACAGGGAAGUGGGGCUGUAGGAAAUCCCAGGCCUUCAAGGUGUACAUCCAAGUGAAUACAUCCAAGUGAAUACCGGGAGUCAUCAAGUAAGAUGAGACUAGAAGCAGAAGAACUCAGAGUAACUAUAGUUGUUUGACAUAUGUUUAGAGAUAAAUAAACUGGCAUUGUUCUUGGAAGAUUCUCUUACCACACAUGCUGUUGCCAAGAGCGUGGGAGCCAGUGUACUAAUCAUACCAGGGGGUUAAUUUAGAGUUCAUGCUGAGCUUCCUAAUGACAGAUCUAUGGGUUAUUACUAAAUUAAAACCAGUCUCUGGCUUACAAAGCGAUGUUUUUAAAAUUACAAGUCGCAUGACUGAGCAAAUGCUUUGGGGGGAGGAAAUCAGUCAUAUGUUCAGAGCCAACAAGCAAUUUCCCACCAAUGAAUGUAGAACAUACUGUGAUAGGAUCAUAAUUAGGUCCUGAGUAUUUAAUAUCAUCAUUUGCUGUGUCUGUUUGCUGCUGUUUUUCAGAACCUAUCUGGUAUAUCCUUGCAAGCUAAAUAGUCCAUGGCAAAACUUAAUUAUCCUUUUAAUUCCUCUUUGAAAUUCUAUGGCACCCUUUUCUCAUGCUUUGUGAUGAUGAUGAUGAGAGGCUCCCCCUGAAUCAGGCAACAAAUGUCACAUGUGAUGAGCGUACCAUUCCAGAGAGACAGCCUGCAGUUUCCCAAGAACAACAUUCUCAGUGAAGGAGCAGGGGGUGCUGUUCCCAGGCCCGGAGCUUGGCCUCAUUUCAUGGGGCCAGAUGUCCAGCCAGCAUCACACCACGUUUUGGUGACUCUAAACUUGCCAUUUUUAGGGAGCUCGUCCUUACAGAGUUAAACAUUCCUUUGUCAUUCACUUAUUUGGAAACAAAUCCAAGAAAAGUCUAUUUUGAUGGACUUUAGCCUACGUUAUGAAAUUCAAAUCAAUGAGACCACAGUGAUUACCACUGACCAGAGCCGGGAACUCCACCUUGCCAUUCUGUAUGGGGACAGGCAUGGUUUUGCUAUCCUGAAAAACAUUUAGGGAACAUCCGAGGCUAAGAGCUAUGGGUCUAGCCAGUGAAGUCUUAAUUUUCAAUAGUUUUGUCUAAUUUUGUAUACAUAACUUAUUAUAUUUUACAAUUUCAAUAAACUAAUAAAAAGGAGAUCAACAGAUUGCUACAAAGUGAGUUCUUUCCGGGGGUGGAUGAAAGGAGGAGGUGGGUGAGUGGAGAAGCCUUUGAUUUCUCUGGUCCUGGUUAUUGCCCGUGUAUGAUGAGACUGUAGGAUUGUGACCAGCCUAAAUGAAUUGCCUACAUUUUUUAUGGUCUAGGUCAUGUGUUCGACAGAAGCAAACAUUACAAUGAGAUUGUGUAAAUAAACUCCUGGAGCAUUGCUUUCCAAGUUGCCAUCACUGUAUCACUUAGCUCCUGCUGUGUAAUGCUAAAAUGCCCAGAAUUCAGUGGCUUAAAGUGACAAUUUAUCACUAUAGUUCAGAGGUCGAUAAGGAUCUCAGCUGAUGUAAGGUGGUCUCAGUUGGAUAUGGCUCAGUGGGGGCCACUGUCUGUUGGGAUACUCUCACCGCACGGUUGCUCUGUUCUGUCUCCCCCAUCCUAGGCCUCAGACCGUCAUUUAGAUUAGGCCUGCCUCCAUGACGACAAUGAAAGAAGAGCAAUAGUGCGCAGACAUACAAAGUUUCGUCAGGCUUAUACCCAGAACUGGCACAUCAUGCCUUCUAGCUCAUUCUUUUGGCCAAAGCAAGUCAUAACCCUAACUCUAUGAAGAACAAAGUCAAAUCACAAAAGGUAAAAUAUUAGGCCAGACAAUGCAAAUACCCACAGGUAUGUUUGUUUCCUAUGACUGCAGUAACAGUCAUAGGACUGUUUUUAAACCACAAACUUAGUGGUUUAAAGCAACAGAAUUUAUGGUCUUACAGUUCUGGAGGUCAGAAGUCCUCAAGUCAAAGGUUGAAUGGAGUUGUGUUCCUUGUGGAGGCUAUAGAAGAAAAUGUUGCCUGUUCUAACUUCCAGCCUCUGUCCAUAUUUGUUGGCUCAUGGUUCCUUUCCAUCUUCCAGGCCAGCAAUCCUGUCUCUCCAACCUCUGCUUCCUUUGUCACAUAUCCUUCCCGGUCACCCUCCUGCUUCCCUCUCCUUUCCCUUGUGAUCACAUGGGGCCACCCAGGUAAUCUGGAAUCAUUUCUCCAUCUCAAGCUUAAUCACUUCUACGAAGUGCAUGUGAGGUCACAUGGUCCCAAGACAUAGGGUUGAUGGACUUUAGCCUACGUUAUGAAAUUCAAAUCAAGGGUAAAUGUUUUUGAGGAACCAUUGGUUCUGCCAAUGGUUGGAUUUUUUUUUUUUAAUUUCCCUUCAGUUUAUUUAAAUUAAAAAAACAAAGAGACAAAAAACAGUUAACUCAUCCAUUCCUCCCACUCCCACCCUCAAUUCUCAGAACCACCGAUCUGUUCUCUGUGUUUAUGAGCUUGCUGGGUUGGGUUCUUUUUUAGAGUCCAGGUAAAGUGAGAUCAUACAGUACGCUUGUACAGUUCUUUGGGCAUUCAAGGUCUUUUGUGGUUCCAUACAAAGUUUAGACUUUUUGUUCUAUUUCUCUGAAAAAUAUCAUUGUAAUACUGAUAGGGAUUGCAUUGAAUCUGUACAUUGCUUUAG